CGUUAUACACCCACACAUCGAAAUGCGAGGGAUAGUUUUGGAGGUAUGUCAAUGAUUAGUGAUGCUAGUGAUGAGGAUCUAAGAACGGCAAGUAUUGUCAAGGUGGUUUGUAGUCCUGUGGUGGUGGGAAGAGGUGUUUUGGUCGGGGAAGAAGUUUUGGAUGAGGUUGGUGUGGCGCUUUAA
Molecule: messenger RNA, 183 nt
Organism: Tremella mesenterica DSM 1558
Lineage: Eukaryota; Fungi; Basidiomycota; Tremellomycetes; Tremellales; Tremellaceae
Exons: 1
Source: RefSeq, a predicted model, not a curated record